Molecule: messenger RNA, 1662 nt
Organism: Ctenopharyngodon idella (grass carp)
Lineage: Eukaryota; Metazoa; Chordata; Actinopteri; Cypriniformes; Xenocyprididae
Product: ras-related protein Rab-9A-like
Exons: 2
Coding region: 269-874 (201 amino acids)
Biological process (GO): Rab protein signal transduction; retrograde transport, endosome to Golgi
Cellular component (GO): late endosome; lysosome; phagocytic vesicle
Molecular function (GO): GTP binding; GTPase activity
Source: RefSeq, a predicted model, not a curated record
UGUUGCUGUAUCAGGCUGCCCUCAGUUAUGAAACUAAUUCAGUUCAUUUCCGUGUUGUUUUAUUAAUUGAUUUCAUGUUACGUAUAAAUGAGCAACCGGUCAUAUGAGCUUCAGUACUGAAGUAGCUUGUUUGGCCAGCCUAGGGCGCCAUGUCUUGGAGACGCUCCAUACAGUGGAGGAUGCUGGUUGUACUUUAGGAAUGGCGCUGCUAACACAGCACUUCGACACUCAAUGCUAAAUUCUCAACGGUCUAUGAAAGCUCUUGAUCAUGACCACCAAAUCGUCUUUGCUGAAGGUGAUUCUGCUGGGGGAUGGUGGCGUGGGAAAGUCAUCCCUCAUGAACCGUUAUGUCUCCAACAAGUUUGAUUCACAUCUAUUCCACACAAUCGGUGUAGAGUUUCUUAACAAAGAGCUGGAGGUGGACGGUCACACGGUUACCCUACAGAUCUGGGACACAGCAGGCCAGGAGAGGUUCAGAAGUCUCCGUACGCCCUUUUACCGUGGCUCUGACUGCUGUCUGCUCACAUUUAGCGUGGAUGAUAAUCAAAGUUUCCUGAACCUCAACAACUGGACGAAAGAGUUUGCAUACUACGCAGAUGUCAGGGACCCAGAGAAAUUUCCUUUUGUUGUUCUAGGAAAUAAAGUAGAUGUGACAGAGCGUCAGGUGUCAAUGGAAGAAGCUCAAAGGUGGUGUCAAGAGAAUGGUGGAUAUCCAUACUUUGAAACAAGUGCAAAGGAUGCCACUAAUGUCUCAGCUGCUUUUGAGGAAGCAGUUAGGCGUGUGCUUGCAUCUGAAGAUCGCACAGAACAUCUGCUGCCCACAGACACUGUUGACCUUCGCAGAAAGCCGCGUUCUAACAGCUCGUGCUGUUGAUGCUUUUUAAUGAAAUGAACACAACUGUCUGAAACACUCCUUAUGUGCUAGCAAAUAAAUGCACACUCAUCAAUACUAAAUGGCAGAUGCCAGAAAUAACAUCUUGUGUGCAGUAUGCUUACUUUGGUACAGCAUUUCUGUCAUCGCAGAGCUAUAUAAUCUCGAACACUUGUCCAGCUCUAUUAGAAUUACAUGCCUUGUUUAAACUUUAAAAUAAUCUCUUUGGUCCACAUUCCUUUGUCAUCCUUUCAAAGCACUGGAUUACCUUCCUGUGUGAUUUAGGUUGUCUAAAUUAUCAAUGUUGGUAAACCAAACAGGGAUCAGUGAGAUCCUCCAGCUGACUAAUUCUAAUGCUGUUUACAGUUGAGAAAUAAACAUCAGCUAUACUCAUGAACACUAGAACAUCUUAUUAUGUGUUUUUGUCUCAUUUUUUCAAGUGUAUAUGUAAUGUACAUGCGCCGUUACUUUAAGUGCCUUUAGCACAGGUUUGUUUGUCUUAUUUAACAAUCUUGCAUCAUAAGACAUUUUGGAAUGUCUUGAAUCAUGACGUGUGAUUUUGUAGCAUAUUUGUAAAUAUAUUUUGUAUUAUCACUUUAGUUUGAAUGGGCUAACAAUUUAUUAUUGAAUAUGCCAUAAUGUAAAAACUGAAUGCUUAACUUAUACCAUUCCAAGACAUUUAGGUGUGAAUUUCCUUUUACAUGGAUCAGAUAUCUGUGCAUAAUUUCUGUCACAAAAUGAUUCUCAUUAUGAUCCUGCAACUGUUACUGAAUUAAAAGUAUUUGAUUAUA